AUGGCAGCUAAACCAGAAUUCCAAGAAAUUAAACAACAACAAAUUCAUAAUGAAGAAGAACUUAGAGAAAUUCAUGUUCCAGGACAACGAUUUAAUUAUGUUAAAGAAAAUUGGAUAGGAAUAUAUCAACCGAUUGUUUCACAAUUAAAAUUGAAUAUUCGAAUGAAUCCAUCAAAGAAACUUAUUCAACUAAAAACAAAUGAUAAAAGUCAAUUAGAUUCUCUUCAAAAAGCAUCUGAUUUUAUUAACGCCAUUGGAAAGGGGUUUGAAGUUAAAGAUGCCAUUGCUUUACUUAGAAUGGAUGAUAUAUUUGUUGAUUCAUUUGAAAUUGAAGAUGUUAAAAAAUUACAUGGAGACCAUUUAAAUCGUGCUAUUGGACGUAUUGCUGGUAAAGAUGGUAAAACUAAAUUUUCAAUUGAAAACACUACACAUACUCGUAUUGUAAUGCAAUAUAAAAAGAUUCAUAUUAUGGGAAGUUAUGCCAAUAUCAAGAUUGCUCGUGACGCAAUCCAAGACCUUAUUCUUGGAGCUCCACCAGGAAAAGUAUACAAUAAUCUUCGUACUAUUGCAUCUAGAAUGGAUUCUGCUCUUUAAUUUGAUUGUUUGUUUU
Molecule: messenger RNA, 610 nt
Organism: Entamoeba histolytica HM-1:IMSS
Lineage: Eukaryota; Evosea; Mastigamoebida; Endamoebidae
Product: RNA-binding protein, putative
Exons: 2
Coding region: 1-594 (197 amino acids)
Cellular component (GO): nucleolus
Molecular function (GO): RNA binding
Source: RefSeq, a predicted model, not a curated record